Messenger RNA from Ambispora leptoticha, 140 nucleotides. The record is from the annotation of a GenBank genome assembly. NCBI's taxonomy places the organism in Eukaryota, Fungi, Glomeromycota, Glomeromycetes, Archaeosporales, Ambisporaceae.
AUGUCUUCAGGGAUCAAGCCUAACACUUGCACCGCAAACACUAUAAUACUUUCGCGACGUUUUCUUUGCGGAAAACCCACCAAACCAAAUACGAUGCACGCGAUUCAAACCGUAAAAAAUGUGAUAACACCGACAAACAC